AAUUGAUCAAUAAUACAACACAUAUUCUAUUGUCACUCCUUCACCCACACCAGGCGAUAACUUGUCACAGCAUCUCUAUACUGCUGUUGACAAGCCUCGCCAUCUUGAAUGAAGCGACUCUCUCAAAAUGUCUUGAACAGAGGCUCGGUCCAGCCAUGCCUUCCCCUUCGCAUCUCCAUCGGUCGCGGCACCGUUCGCAAGAUCUCUCUAACCCAGGCCAUUGAAAAGGGCAAGCGAAGAAGCAAGCAAUCUUUCCUCAAACACGAUGAUCGAUAUCGUGAGAAUCCCUCUCCCGACUCACGAGACCGUGUCGAGGCACCGAGGCAUCCGCCUGCGGACCGCAAGUCUGGUCGCGCCCCCCACUACAAUUUUGACGACUCAGCAGCCUCCAGGCCUCCCUCAGAAUACUCUAGCUUCGAGUCCCCAGUACCCAUCGUCGACAAGAUUCCCUUCUCCUCUGCGAGCUCCGAAUUCCUCUUUGGUGCAUUCUCCAUCCUUUCCGCUCUCAGAGCAAGGAGAAGACGUCAUCUAUAUAACCUCUACCGACUGCCAUUAGCAGCCUCAGUCGAUAGCAAACGGCCCGCCCAUAACGACCAAACAGAGGAGAGUGUUCCUGCUGGACAGGACAAGAAUAGCGAUCAACAGACUCUGAGGCGGAAGAUUUUCGACCUUGCGCAAGAUCUUAGCAUUGAAAUCAAGGAACUCGAUGCUUUUCAGGGCAAAAGAAUCUUUGACAGGCUCGCCAAUGGUAGGCCUCAUUCUGGUCUCAUCCUCGAGGCAGCCCCGCUUCCAAGACUGCAAGUCACUGGUUUGAACGCCUUGACAGAAUCAGGGAGUUCUCUGACUGUCACAGCCUCAUCGACCUCACGAGAAGAUCGGGAAAUCAAUCAUGUCUUCAAUGUUUCCGGCGGCCAGGCCACCAUACCAUCUGUACGCCCCCGUGGACAAUUCCCAUUUCUACUCUUUUUGGAUGGUGUCACCAACCCGGGUAACUUUGGAGCAAUCGUGAGAUCUGCAUGGUUUCUCGGCGUUGACGCCAUUGUUAUUCCAGACCACGGAGUCUCUCCCGUGUCAGCCGUGUCUCUAAAGGCAUCGGCUGGUGCGCUUGAGUACAUGCCGAUCCUGCUCGUGUCCGAUGAAAAGGGAUUCUUCGUUCGAUCCCGUGAGGCUGGUUGGAAGUUCUUUGCUGCGACCUUACCGGCCCGACAAGAGUCGCCAUUACCGCCCCAUGUUUUGCAGGAUAGGGGAGCUUUACUGAAACAUCCCUGUGUCUUGGUUCUAGGAAACGAGCACCAAGGACCCCGGCCUUUCAUUCACCGAUAUAUGGACGGCACGUCCUCAAUAACAAAUGCUCGCUCUCAUGUUGCCGAUAUUGACAGCUUGAAUGUUGGCACGGCCGCAGCCCUUCUAGCCCAACGAUUCCUCGACUCUGCCCAGGUCGACAGUCUCCCGGUCCAGACAGGGUCAAAAUCCGAGGAAAAGCUUUUCUGAAUGUCAAUUGCCAUGUCUGACCCAGGAAGAGACCAUUUUGUAUACAUGAUAUUUGAAGUACACCCCGGCCCUAGUGUUUACUAUCUUGAUCGGUUAUAAACAUCACUGCUCUCCUUUACGUGUGGGACUAGAUGACUAUGGUCAAAUCCAAACGUGCAAAUGACUGGAUACGGGAAUUUCAGUAUAUUCAUUCACACUUGGCGAGUUUUGUCUUACUCGAGCGGUUGAGGUUUGACCUAUGCUAUGAUAAAUUACAGCGACCUUCUUUGUG
This is a messenger RNA of Exophiala mesophila, 1762 nucleotides long. RefSeq lists its product as uncharacterized. Gene Ontology annotation, molecular function: RNA methyltransferase activity; RNA binding. Bases 109 to 1491 code for a protein of 460 amino acids. The transcript has a single exon. Lineage: Eukaryota; Fungi; Ascomycota; Eurotiomycetes; Chaetothyriales; Herpotrichiellaceae. Gene Ontology annotation, cellular component: mitochondrion. The record is from RefSeq and is a predicted model, not a curated record. Gene Ontology annotation, biological process: rRNA methylation.